This is a messenger RNA of Stylophora pistillata, 372 nucleotides long. Its product is annotated as low-density lipoprotein receptor. Gene Ontology annotation, cellular component: plasma membrane. The record is from RefSeq and is a predicted model, not a curated record. Gene Ontology annotation, molecular function: protein binding. NCBI's taxonomy places the organism in Eukaryota, Metazoa, Cnidaria, Anthozoa, Scleractinia, Pocilloporidae.
UCGACUUCGAUCAGCGAAAAUCUAAUCAUACUCGGAGAAGCACCCUUGAUAAAGAUUAUUAUGAAUCCCCAGUCUGUUCUUCUCCUCCUACUGGUAGUUGUUCCCUACGCAUCUGCUGCAACUUGUGGAAGCCAUCAGUUUGCUUGUGCAAAUCAGCAAAAGUGUAUCCAUGCGUCUGAACGCUGCGAUGGUUACAAGGACUGCAGCGAUGGAUCAGACGAACAAUGCACUGGCCGAAAGUGUGCGAACUAUGAGUUCACUUGUGCUAAUGGAAAGUGUCUCACUAAAUGGAAACGCUGCCGUGGAAGAAAUUACUGUGGUGAUGGUUCAGAUGAUGAGCAGUGCCGCUACAUCGACGCGCAGGCGCAGUGA